UUUAUCAUGUUUAUAAAGACUUUUUAAGUCUAUAUAUUGACCAUAAAUUUAUCUCCAUAUCAACUACUAAAUUCAAGUCUUGUACUAAUCUAAUAAUUGAAAACGACAAGUAUCAAUAAUUUUGCAUGUCAUUGCAAUGAGGGACCACAGACAUUAUUUAUUGUCUCUAAAAAGUCAAAUCAAAUUACAGUCAAACCUAUUUGGAUUAAGAGUAUAUAUGAACAUGAGGAACCUGUUUAGUGUAUCAUACUGUAUUGUGUGCAGAAGAACAUUCAUUCCAAGUAGGAUCCAGCAAAGACAGGCAACCAGUAGUGUGAAAACAAAUUAUUAUAAAAAGAAGAAAAAGUUACCAUUUCCUAUUAAAGGAGAGAUUAUAUUUGGGAUACAUCCAAUAGAACUAGCACUGUCAGCAAGGAGAAGAAAAUUGUACACCUUGUUUGUAAAGGACACACCAGUUCAGGAGACUGGGAACCAGUCAUUUAUCAAUGUAUCACUGAGUGCUGAGGGUUUGGUGGAUAGAAAAGAAUUUGUAAACAAACAGAUGUUAGAUAGGUUGUCAGAAGACAAACCUCAUCAGGGAAUAUGUUUAGAUGCCAGUCCUCUAAUAGUUCCAGAACUUGACUUCCCAAAGUAUGUCAACACGAGGAAAGAAGAUAUGAAUAACAAUUUUCCUGUUUGGUUACUGCCCUAUAGAGUAAAGGAUGUGCAUAAUUUAGGAGCAGUACUAAGAUCCUGUCAUUUCCUUGGUGUGGAACAUGUUGUUUUACCAACAGUUCAUACAUGUUCUCUAACACCGAUGGUCAGUAAAGCUAGUUCUGGUGCAAUGGAAGUUAUGAACAUAUCACAAGUUAGAAAUGAUGAAUCCAUUAUCAAAUUUAUAAAGGAAUGGAAAGGUUUUGGUGGAAGAGUUAUUGGAGCCAGUUUAGAUGAGGAAAACAUAAGCAUACCUAUAGAACAGUACCAGGUCAGACACCCAACAUUACUGAUCAUAGGCAAUGAAGAAAAAGGAAUGAAGUUUAAAAUAUCUUCUUUGUGUGAUGAUCAUUAUCAGAUUGUGGAGGAACUAUCGGAAGUGGAACCGAGUUCCGAGGAACUUUUGCAGGAAUUUGACGUUAGUGAACUUUCAACCAUUCGAGGACUUAUUGUGAAGAAGCAGGAAACGAUCGAUCAACUGAACGAGAAGAUUGUGGAGGAACUAUCGGAAGAGGAAGUGAGCGAAGAACUAGAGGAAUAUCAUCAACGCAAUUCAAAGAAUCGACUUUGUGGAUGCAAGGACCGUCGUGGAUAUCGGAUGAGAACAGUUGGCAUACAUGAACAGUAA
Molecule: messenger RNA, 1321 nt
Organism: Mytilus trossulus (common blue mussel)
Lineage: Eukaryota; Metazoa; Mollusca; Bivalvia; Mytilida; Mytilidae
Exons: 10
Coding region: 137-1321 (394 amino acids)
Biological process (GO): rRNA methylation
Cellular component (GO): mitochondrion
Molecular function (GO): rRNA (guanine) methyltransferase activity; RNA binding
Source: RefSeq, a predicted model, not a curated record